Fusarium sp. VM40 is the source of this 690-nucleotide messenger RNA. The record is from the annotation of a GenBank genome assembly. NCBI's taxonomy places the organism in Eukaryota, Fungi, Ascomycota, Sordariomycetes, Hypocreales, Nectriaceae.
AUGACGUAUACACUUUUCAUUGGCAACAAACGUUACUCUUCUUGGUCCAUGCGACCAUGGGUCCUCCUCAAAGCUCUCGACAUCCCCUUCGAGGAGAAACUCAACCUCUUCAAGCCCGGCCUUCGCCAGCCCGAAUUCCUCGCUUUUUCCCCAACUGGAAAAGUGCCUUGUCUUAACGACGGCGAGACAUCUAUCACCGUCUGGGAUUCUCUUGCAAUCUGCGAGUACAUCGCCGAGAAGUAUCCCGCUGCUUGGCCGACUGAUGCCACCGCUCGCGCCUUUGCUCGAUCUGCUGCUGCUGAAAUGCACUCUGGAUUUGACGGCAUCCGUGACGAGUGCUCCAUGAACGUUGGUCUGAGAAUUGAACUGGGAAAGCCUAGUGAAACACUGCAAAGGGAUAUCAACCGUUUCAACGCUCUUUUCAAAGAAGGUCUAGAGAAGUUUGGUGGGCCGUGGUUGGCUGGUGAUAAGUUUACCAUUGCGGAUGCUAUGUAUGCACCUAUCGCCUCUCGGGUGAAGACUUAUGGUAUUGAACUGGACGGGGCUGCCAAGGAGUAUCUUAACAGAUUGUUUGAGCAUCCUGCUGUACAGGACUGGGUUCAGGGUGGUAUCAAGGAAACUAGCAGAGAGCCUUUCCAUGAGGAGGAUUGUUUGAGAGGACGCAAGAUGCUUCAGGAUCUGACCAAAUGA